Plasmodium yoelii is the source of this 903-nucleotide messenger RNA. Its product is annotated as PIR protein. The transcript is spliced from 3 exons. The record is from RefSeq and is a predicted model, not a curated record. NCBI's taxonomy places the organism in Eukaryota, Apicomplexa, Aconoidasida, Haemosporida, Plasmodiidae. Bases 1 to 903 code for a protein of 300 amino acids.
AUGGAUGAUAGACUAUGUGGAAAAUUUGAUUUUUUGAGGAUGUAUUUACCCGAUGACUUGAACAAAACUACACCACUUGAUUUUUAUGGAAAUCAGAAUUUCAAAAAUUAUUGCCCUAGUGCAAGCUGCAAUACUGAACUAGAAAAAAAUACGAUUGGAUUUUUAUGGUUACUUGGAGAAUGUUAUUCUGCAUUUAAAAAUAAAAGUCAUAAUAUAAAUAGUGUUAAUGCAUUUUUUAUAUAUAUUAUUUCAUGGUUUAGUUACAAAUUAAAUCAAAACAAAGGGAAAAAAUUCACCACAAUAAACGAUUUUUUUACUGAACAUGUAAAAACUAGUGGUAAAUAUGAAAGAUUUAUAAAUGAUGCCUAUAGAAUUGGAGAGCUUAAGGGAUUCAUGGAUGAACGAAAUGAUUUGCUGGAUAUUAAUAUUGAAGAUCUGCAUAAAUUUUAUGAUGCAUCAAAAUUAUUAUGUAAUAUGUAUAUGAAUGCUGAAAAAAAUAAUAAUGAUAGCACACUGUUAAAUGAUGCGAAAGAUUUUGUUAAAAAAUAUACAGACCUCAACGAAAGCAAUAAUAUUGAAGGUACUGCACGUAUUAAAAUAUUGUCUGCUUUAUCAACUGAUUAUAAUAAUUUAAAAAAAAAAUGUACUAACAAAGGUGAUAAAUAUAAAGAUUUUCCAUCCAUUCCAGAGACAAUAGCAAAUAUUUAUGCACUAAAAUCUGGAGAUACAUCAUCAAGUUCGUCGAUAGGAAACAAAUUAUUUACAGUUUUAUCGAUAUUUGUGGCAAUAGCAUUUUUUUUAGGAAUUUCUUAUAAGUAUUCAUUAUUUGGAUUUCGGAAACGAUUUCAAAAACAAAAAUUAGGAGAAAAAAUAAAAAAUAUAAAGAAGAAAAUGAAUCAUUAA